Molecule: messenger RNA, 1826 nt
Organism: Paralichthys olivaceus (Japanese flounder)
Lineage: Eukaryota; Metazoa; Chordata; Actinopteri; Pleuronectiformes; Paralichthyidae
Source: RefSeq, a predicted model, not a curated record
UCUGAAGCUCAGGAGCUGACUAUUGUGAGGAUGUGUAAGUUUGGAGGAGGCAUCGGAGCUCCCAGUAAAGAAGAGAGGCUGAAAGAAGCAGCAGACAUCCAUCUGAGACUGGGACAGAUUCAACGAUACUGUGAAUUAAUGGUGGAGCUGGGACAGUGGGAGAAAGCAUUGUCUGUGGCUCCAGGAGUUUCCAUGAAGUACUGGAAGAAGCUCAUGCAGAGGAGAGCUGACCAGCUGAUGGCCGAGGAUAAUGAUGAUGCUAUCCCAUACUGCAUCGCCACAGGAGACAUAAAAAAACUUGUAACUUUCUUCACUGGCAGAGGACAAUUGCAAGAGGCCUUACUAAUAGCACAGGGUGCAUGUGAAGGGAACAUUCGUGGACCACAAAGCUCCCCAGUCAACCACACAACUAAUGAUAUGGAUAACAUACAACAAUACCAGAGCCUCCUGCAUAAGGUCUGUAAGGAAUUAGCUGAAUGGUACUUCCAGAACGGAUACUGUGUCCGGGCAGCAUGUUGUCAGCUUGCUGUGGAAAACAUCAAGCUAGCCAUGUGUAGCCUGAUCCGGGGUAAUGAGCUGGAGUUGGCUGCAUGUGUGGGCAUUGUCUUAGGAGACAGAGCCAAUCAGAGCACUGUGUACUGCCUUGAGCUGUUGGCCAGGAAGUACAUGACCACACCUAAAUGGGAGCUCUCCGCUGACUUACUGCAAAUGAUUCCUGACAAUAACAUCUUACUGGCUAAGCUCUGUGCAUUUUACCCAGGGAGUGCUGCUGAAAUCAACAUAUUACAUGGGAAGUGCGGCCUCCCUUCAGUUGAGGAGUGUAAGGCCUUGGCAAAGGAAGCUAUGAGUGAAGGAGAUUUGUUUUCAGCGGUUAAAUUUCACCUGCUCAGCUCUGAACCUGACAAUGCACUUCGGAUAGGGAUUGAUCAUAUCAAAGAACAGCUGAGUGGAUCUGAUUGGAAGGUGGAUAGCAUUCAGCCAAUACUUGACCUGAUGAGUUACAUCAGAACAGAUCGCCUCAUCAUGGCGAAGUUGACAGAAGUCCGCAGUGAGCUGUUGAUCCUGUGUGGUUAUAUUGGAGGUUUGCUCGCCAUCAGAAGACAAUACUCCAGCAUCGUACCUGCACUCUACGAAUACACCAGUCAGCUGUUGAAACGGAGGGAGGUGUGUGUUCCUCUGAAGAUUGAAAAGUUGUCUUUGGAACUUGAUGCCUGGCGAGCCUGCACACAAAGUAACAGCAAUCCUCCAUCAGAGUGUCAAAGAGCGGAGUUUAAUUGCCUGGAAAGGAGAAUCCAGCCAAUAGACUCUGCUGCAUUAGUCCUGUGUGGAGCUGAUUAUGUGACAGGUUCCAGUCUGCCGAGCCACUCUGAUGUUCAACUGUCCUGUUUCACAGGGCAGAGAAUACAGGGUCCAGUGUUUUUGUUGGAAGAUGGCAAAUCAGCAAUCUCCCUUAAUGAUGCACUUAUGUGGGCAAAAGUCAAUCCAUUCUCCCCACUGGGAACAGGACUCCGCAUCAACCCCUUUUAGCUCAUACAGACGACAUUACAGGGAAACGUUUACAGACUGGAAGGAAGGAAAAUAAGAUGAAGUGUGGAGGCGGAAAAGAAAAUUAAAAUGAUGGAAAAUUAAAUUAUUUUUACAUCAGUUAAGCAGCUAACUUUAUUUUAGAAUUGACCGGGUCUAAAAACAUGGUGACAUCAACAAACAAUUAUUUUGUGAGGAUCAUUCUGUUUUCAACAAGCUUGUGGUUCAAUGUAUGAGUAUCUGUAUACAGGGUAUAAAUCUGAAGCACUGUCUUCUCUUGUUGUAAAUGUUAUAUAAUGGAA